GAGAACCUUUUUGGCAAAACAUCAGGACAUGAAUGGCGGGCGAGUCGACGAUUGCGGACAUAUUUACUUGCUCCGCAAAUAUUCGACAUCCACCCCUAGGGGAUAUUCUCGUCUGUUGAAAAUUACAGGAUUUUUUUUCUAAGCAAUGGAUCGUCGAGUAUCUUUUCAUCAUAAAUCUCUCACUAGCAAAAUCCUGGAUGGACAUUCAGACAAAGAAUCCGGGCCACGUGGAGAAACUAAUAGACAACCUCUGCAAAGGCAGUUCUCUGCUCAGUCGAGGUCAUCCAUGAGGAGAGCAUCCAUGGUUACGAAUCGCAAGGGCAGUGCUUCCAUUAGAAAACUGUCCAUCCAUACUAUAGCAUCUAGAGGCAACUGGGGUUCCAAGUGGGAAUUCCUGCUCUCGUGCGUUGGACUUUCGGUGGGAAUCGGCAAUGUGUGGAGGUUUCCAUACUUAGCUUACGAGCAUGGAGGUGGAGCAUUCCUUAUACCAUACCUGUUGAUGCUAUUGCUGGCUGGGAAGCCUCUUUACUUCAUGGAGCUAGCUUUCGGACAGUUUGCCGGCCUAGGACCUCUAGCUAUUUGGAGCUGCCUUCCCAUUGCAAAAGGUAUAGGAUAUGCAAUGGUCACCAUAUCUCUCGUUAUCUGCGUGUACUACAACGUCAUCGUCUGCUACACAGUCUUCUAUAUGGCAUCUACAUUUCAAGCAACUGUUCCUUGGGCUGUUUGUCCGGUUUACCCGAAAAAUGUCACAAGAUGUCACGUGCGAAAUCAAGAGGAGAAUGCAACUCAAAGCGGCUCCAAGCUCUCCAGUGAAAUCUAUUGGGAGUAAGCCUUUUCCUAUUCAUCUGUUUUAUGCAAUGCAGGUAACCCCCCGCUUUGCAUUCCCCC
Messenger RNA from Stegodyphus dumicola, 888 nucleotides. Its product is annotated as sodium-dependent proline transporter-like. The record is from RefSeq and is a predicted model, not a curated record. Lineage: Eukaryota; Metazoa; Arthropoda; Arachnida; Araneae; Eresidae. Gene Ontology annotation, molecular function: amino acid:sodium symporter activity; glycine transmembrane transporter activity. Gene Ontology annotation, biological process: nitrogen compound transport; amino acid import across plasma membrane; sodium ion transmembrane transport. Gene Ontology annotation, cellular component: plasma membrane.